Molecule: messenger RNA, 2499 nt
Organism: Brachypodium distachyon (stiff brome)
Lineage: Eukaryota; Viridiplantae; Streptophyta; Magnoliopsida; Poales; Poaceae
Product: E3 ubiquitin-protein ligase sina
Exons: 3
Coding region: 1339-2199 (286 amino acids)
Cellular component (GO): cytoplasm
Molecular function (GO): zinc ion binding; ubiquitin protein ligase activity
Source: RefSeq, a predicted model, not a curated record
CGAACAAAAACAAAACCAACGCCCCUCACAACAAAAACAAUCCCUACGAAAUCUUUCCUCCUCAUCCAAUCCUCCGUCCCAGCGAUUGUCCCGCCGCUACAGCUACCAUGUCGUCCACCACUGCCCCUCCUCGCCUCUCUCGAGGCCGCCGCUUCUGCCCCUCCUCGCCUCUGUCGCACGCACCCCAUCCCGGUCAGGGGCUGCGAGAUCCAAACUGUGGCACAGUCCGAAGGACGACGAGGUCUGGGCGCAGCGGGAUGCGGCGGAUCUAAAGGGGUGGCGGGGUCUGAACGGGGCUAUGCGGUUCCUGGCGGCAGUCCCUAGCGCAUCUUUGACAUUGGAUCACUAGCCCUGUUUGCCGCCCGCAGGUCGCCGGCAACCAUGAGUUUUCCAUCGUCAGUCAUUGACUCCGUUGCUUCGUCUUCCACCAUCCUCCGCCCGCCGCACUGCCCUGACGGUCCAUUCUCCGGCCAAUGCACCGCGCCGACGUCCACCCGCUGCUCCGUCCAAAGGCCGGACAGCUGCGCCGCGACUACCCAGUGCUCGGGUCUGACUUUGAGGAAGCUGCAUCACCCCGAGCCCCCGACCUGCGCGGACCAUCUGCCCCUUCCGUCGAACAGGCAACUCCUCCGACACCCUCCACAUCCUCUUAUUCUUACCGGGUCUUUUGUAGCUAUGGCAAGAAAAGUUCUAAUUACCAAGAACUUAAUGUUGUAUGGUCCUGGGUGGCUGGGUAUGGUGAUUGUAAUUUACAGAGAAUGCAUUAGUACAGGAUAUUAAAAAAAUAUUCUCUAUAUUUCAGGCGGCUAACUGCUUAAAGGUCCUAUCUAUCUUUGAAUUAUUCAUACUGACCUUCAAGUUUCUAGCGAAGAUCUACUUUCCAUGGGGUUAAGUUCCAGUUUUCCAAUGAGAUGCAGAUUCUGGUGCCAAAUCCAUCGUCAAUGGCGUAGCUAAUGCUGUACUGAAAGCUGAUGUAUCACUAAAGAUCUUCUUGGAGAACAUUUUUUCGUUGAGUUCACAUGUGAAGUUUAUGCAUUGGUUCGUGAAUGCCGCACAACCAUGUGUGCUUGAAAGUUUUUUAUCUGGCCACCAUCACUGUUGGUUUCUUUAUUCUGCAUUGAGUAGUUUCUUCAGGCAAGACAUGGGUAUAUAAUAGACUUAAAAAAAAGACAUGUAUGUUUCAAACAGGAUGCUCUCUCCUUCGUUCAUGUCUGCAUUUUCUCAUGGUUCUUUUGUCCAAAUUCAUAUGUUUCAGCUGUGCAUUUAUGUUUCACAAUGGAAGAAACAGGUGCUACAGAUUAGCUUGAUUCCUUUGGUCGUUCAGAGAAUACUGCACAAAUGUACAACCUCCUUUUAUACUUCUAUUCUGUAAUAGGCUGUCAUAGAUGGGAAACACAUGCAAUGGGAUUUGGUGCUCUUCUGUGCAGUUGCAAAGAGACUGUCAAAUGUUGUGAGCUUCUAUUUCAGGAUGAAAAUAAAAUAAAAAGACCCUCUUCGAGAGCAGGUAUGGCUGCGCCUUCAAAGCGCAAUGCGCUGGUGAACGUGACAGUCGAGGACACCGGCGCCCUCCAUUGCGGCGUCUGCUGGCUCCCUCUCAAGCCGCCCAUCUUCCAGUGUCAGGUCGGCCACGUGUUCUGCCUGCCGUGCCGCGACAAGCUGGUCCAGACGUCGGCGCGAUGCCCCGUGUGCCGCGGCGAGAUCGUCGACGACAACGGGGGCUACCGGUGGAACCACGGCCUGGAGAAGCUGCUGGAGUCCAUCCGCAUGCCAUGCCCCAAUGCCGCCCGGGGCUGCUCCGCAAAGCCAGCCUACUACGACCGGCAAGCCCAUGUCAAGACAUGCCCCUGCCGACCAUGCCACUGCCCGGCAAAAGCCUGCGGCUUCGCCGGCUCCAUGGCGAAGCUCCUGCAGCACUUCCCCUCCGUGCACAGGUGGCCCUUAACCAAGCUCACGCAUCGGCGAUGGCAGGAGAUCCAGCUCCGCCACGGCUUCAACGUCCUGGACGUCGGCGACUCCUACGAUGCCGCCGCCAAGCGCCUUAUCUGCCUACUGCUGGUGGUGUCCAGCAGGCGGCGUCUUGGAUGCGCCAUCUACCCUGUGUGCCUGGACGCUGGCGGAGGCGGCAUUGAUGGAUGCGACCUCGAGCUCGACGUCUCGCGGCACAACGACGAAACCGAUAGUGGCGACUGCCCGGCCUAGAGGACCGCUUCCAGUUCGUCAUGCCUAAGUCGAUUCGGCCGGACAUGGAGGGGACUAUCAAGGUUUCAGCAUAUGUUAGUUUUGUGUGCUCGGUCUCCUAUAGUUUCUGUCGAUAUUCGAUGGUGUGAAAAGCGGCUCAUUCAGUUUAAAGGAAAACAAAACAUAGUAAAAGUGGAAAGGGAAUGACUAGGGCUAUGUUGACUGUGUGAUUAACAAAUUCUUAGUCGAUCUUGUCUCUACUAAGCACAUUACCCUCUAUUCUGGUCCUGUAUUACACAUGUAAGUUUGGUAAUGAUUUUU